Musa acuminata subsp. malaccensis (wild Malaysian banana) is the source of this 2337-nucleotide messenger RNA. RefSeq lists its product as uncharacterized. Gene Ontology annotation, molecular function: protein binding. Lineage: Eukaryota; Viridiplantae; Streptophyta; Magnoliopsida; Zingiberales; Musaceae. The record is from RefSeq and is a predicted model, not a curated record.
CCCCUCCCCUCCCUCCAUCUCUCUCGAACACCUUAAAAUCCCUAAACACUGUUCCCCAAACCUCGCUUUAACAGCAAGGAGCGGAGCCGAUGUCGGCUUGUUGAUCGAGCGGGCUCAGUCGCAGCAAAGGACCGGAGCGGCAUAGGCAACGGUAGCGACAACUUAUUCAGAUUGGUUGCAGUUGUCAAGGUGCUGCUGGUAGGCAUAACUACAUGUCUUAUGUCCCAACCUUGUUCUCUCUCUGUGUGAAGACAAUUACAGCUGCAUUAGUACAUGGAAAUGAGCAUGUGGAGGACAUCGUUGAACUUCCUUCGGAAUUGUUUGAUGGCUUGGCGACAAACCUGCCUCCAUUGGCAUUGCAAAAUAUGCAUGAAUUGCUAGAAAGAUUACCUGAUAGUUGUGGUGGAGUAGGAUUCACAAAUGUUGGUGUUGACCAUGGACGAAAACGUAAAAGGAAAGAAGAUUUUAAUAUGACAUGGAAGAUGUUAUACAUGAAUCGCUGGCCUGAAGAUAUCACUAUAACCCAACAAAUUGGCUGUGUGGCAACACAAGAUGGUUGUGAAAUAGCUAAAUUGUCAAAUCAAAGUGUUGACUGGCAGCAACUAUAUUGGGAAAAGCAUCUACAGAAUUGUCUAGAUGAAGCUGCAGAGACGGCCUUACUUCCGUCUUUUGAUGGUUAUAUUAGUGACCUAACAAUUUCAGAUAACAUCAUGGAUGUAAUUGGUCAUAGUGGAGGCACAUUUUGUACCUGUAUGAAAUUGUCCUUCCAUUGCAACAAAUUUGGACAAUACAUUAGAUACCUGAGACUUCAAAAUGUGCUUUGUGUUGCAGAAACAUGUGAGCUACUUAGAGAUUGCAAGUUGCAAGGUUUGGUGUUCAGAAGGAUAAUCUCCAAAAAUCAGGUUAAUGGAGUGUGUAUGCAUCUAAACCAGCACAGGCAGACAUUGCAUUCUCUUGAAUUUAUGUAUUCUCAGAUUCCACCUGCUAUGAUAGAUCAAAUUUUUGGUUCUAUACACAGAAGAGAUGUAUCUCAAACUCAUGGUGUCCGAGAACUUCAUGUAAAAUCAUCUCGCAUCUUUGAUAGCAAGUUAUCUACCAUACCUGCUGGCCUUUUGUCUUUUAUAUCAUCAGGAAGGGACUUGCGAACACUGUGUUUUUGUGACAGUAAGUUGCUGCCAAAGUGUGCAAAAAUGAUUUUUGAUGUUCUCCUUGGGUCAUCUUCUGAUGUAGUCACUCUAGAGAUAUCAGAGAACAAUCUUGCUGGUUGGCUUUCUAUGGUUGACAGAAAACCUUUAGAGUUUGCAUUAUUAGUGGAAUCAAAUGUGUCAUUGAGGUCACUGAGGAAACUGAGCUUAAGGGGGAAUAAUUUUCAGAAGGAAGAUGCUGAAGAUCUUCAUAAUAUCUUGGUUCAUAUGCCUGUUUUGAGUAGUUUAGACAUAAGUGACAAUGCUAUAAUGGAUGAUGGAAUCAGGAGUUUAAUUCCUUAUUUUGUUUGGGCUGUUGAGAAAUCUUACCCUCUUUCAGAUAUUAAGCUAAAUAAUUGCAAUCUGUCUUGCACGGGAGUGGCUGAACUUCUAAGAAGCCUUCCAACUUUGAAGGGGUCAUUCUCUGUGGCAGAAAAUAACCUUGGCAGUUCAAUAGCAGCACCUUUGGCAAAGUUCUUGGCUUCUUCCAGUGUUAGAAAACUUAACAUUGAAGAUGUGGAACUAGGAACAUUAGGCUUUCAACAACUUGAGGAUCAAAUACCUAAAAAGAUGGCUCUUCAAAGCAUCAACAUAAGCAAGAAUCGUGGUGGGCUCAGAGCUGCUUAUUUCAUCGUUAAACUCCUCAUGUAUUCACCUAGUAUUGCUUAUAUCAACGCCGGAGGUAAUCUUAUGCCUCCUGAAUCAUCAGAAGUGAUUUAUGGUGCACUGAAACAGUCACAGGGUAAACUGGAGACGUUGGACUUGGGUGGGAAUACACAAUUAUGCCAGUCAAAUUAUGCUUCCAGACUUACGGAAUUUAGACUACAUGGGAGGCCCAUUGUGAUCGUUCCUCUACUGCCAGCGUCAAGCACGCCAUAUGAUGAUGAUCCUUAGCACAUCUUCGCAAUCACACUUGCUAUUGGAAGAUGAAUGCUUCUGUUGGGUAGCUCAGAAAGUUUGUAGAAUUGGACGUGAAUGCUUCUGUUGAUGCUUGAUCAUUGUGCAAAUCUGGGGAAUCAUGCGAAUGCAGGUGAAAUAACUUGCACUUCCUCAUAGAGAAUGAUUUUUAUUCAUAAUAUGAGUACUAUAAUUUUGUCACUUAGACUCUUAUAUGUUAGAGGAUAUUACCCAAAUAUAAUUUUCUUUUGUUUUA